Messenger RNA from Astyanax mexicanus (Mexican tetra), 2533 nucleotides. Its product is annotated as heat shock 70 kDa protein 12A-like. Gene Ontology annotation, molecular function: ATP binding; ATP-dependent protein folding chaperone. Bases 1 to 1701 code for a protein of 566 amino acids. Lineage: Eukaryota; Metazoa; Chordata; Actinopteri; Characiformes; Acestrorhamphidae. The transcript is spliced from 4 exons. The record is from RefSeq and is a predicted model, not a curated record.
AUGUCUGACUCCACAAUUUUCAUUGCUGUAGAUUUUGGUACGGCGUUCUCUGGAUACUGCUUCAAAUUUGCAGAUUCAAAACAGAUUAGGCAGCCGAAAUGGAAAUCUGAAACCCCCAAAACUCCUACCUGCAUUUUGUUUGAUGAAAAUGAAAAGUUCUUAAAGUUCGGUUAUGAUGCUGUAGUGACUUACACCAGACAGACGAAAAGGAACGAGGCAAAGAAACUCUACUUCUUUGACAACUUCAAAAUGAAGCUGUAUGGAAAGGUGCUGCACAGAGACCUCAUGAUGUCCGCCAAAAACGGUAAAAAAAUGAGAGCUCUGAAAGUGUUCUCUGAGAGCUUAAGGUUUAUGAAAGAUCACGCCCUGGAGAUGAUUGGAAGACACACCGCUGGAGUGAAGUACUCAGCUUCUGAUGCUACGUGGAUUUUGACGGUUCCAGCCAUUUGGAGCGAAGCAGCUAAACAGUUAAUGAGAGAAGCAGCUACAGAGGCGGGUCUGGUGACAGAAGCUGACACAGAAAAACUGAUCAUAGCUCUGGAACCUGAAGCUGCAUCUGUGUGGUGCAGGCAGCUACCAAGUGAUGGUUUUGUGGAAGGAGAUCUUACAGAAGCAGAGGCAAUAAAUGAAGUUUUAGGAACACAGUACAUGGUGGUGGACUGUGGAGGUGGAACCAUCGACAUCACAGUGCAUGAGGUGGUAAAAGAUGGUCAUCUAAAAGAACUGCACAGGGUUUCUGGAAGUGACAGGGGUGGUCAGACAGUGGACACGAACUUCAAGACGUUCCUCAGAGAGCUGUUCUCUGAAAAAGUGUUUGAUGAGUUUGAGGAGAAUCACCCCAGUGAGCUGCAGAGGUUAAUGUAUGAGUUUUCAAACUGUAAACGUUAUGAGGGGGAAGUGUUGGUGCAGUGUCCAUAUAGUUUACAGCAGAUAGCUAGCAGAGAUCAGGAUAUAGAAGACUACUUUGAGGAUAACAAUGAUGCCGUCUGGGACGGGGGACAAAUCAUACUGUCAGGGCAAAAGCUGAGAUCCCUACAUGAUGAUAGUCUCAGUAGCAUAGAGAGUCUGAUUAAAGACAUACUGAAAAACAACAAACUUAAAAUCGAUUACCUCUUCUUAGUUGGAGGCUUUGCUCUGAGUCCGUAUGUGAACAGCUUCAUUAAAAAGAAGUUUGGGAAGAAGUUUAAGGUGCUCUGUCCUGUUGAGGCUCAGAUGGCUGUUCUGAGAGGAGCCAUUACAUUUGGGAUGAUGCCGAAUGUAGUGCUCUCACGAAUCAGUCUGUUCACUUAUGGAAUUGGAAUCGCACACUUAUUUGAUGAGACCAAACACAAGGGCAAGCGCAAAUAUGUGACAAAAGAGGGAAAGGUGUACUGUGAUGUUUGCUUUCACUGUUUUGUAAAGAAGGACGAAUCUGUCUUCUUUGAUGAAGUCCGGGAGUACGUCGUCUCUCCAGUUGAGAGAGACCAAAGAGCAGCGUGUUUCCGUUUUUACUACACUGAGAGCAAAACCCCUGAGUUCCUAGAUGAGCCAGGAAUGACAAAGAUUGGGUCUUUAACCGUCUCAAUGCCAGUGAUCAAAGAGGGCAGCCCUCGUUCAGUAAAUCUUAAAAUUAAGUUUGGUUUCACUGAGAUGCAGGCGACUGCCACAGAUGUUGAUUCUGGUAAGACCAGCUCAGUCAAACUGGACUUCAUGUUCAAGUAAUUUGUCUGAUUCUAGAAAAACAAAAUAGCUGAACAUGUUCUGUAAACUGACAGGAUGAUUAAAUUUUUUUUAAAGAAUGUUCUGAGUAAGAAAAUUUUAAUUUAUUUUUUACAAUUACUUUGUAAUUAGUAUUUUGAUGAACAGACAAAAAGAGUCUAAAAUAAAAAUAAUAUAUAAUAAAAUCCUGGCACCACAAAUUAAGAUUUUUUUACAUUGUAAAUAGUUACAUGAGUAGUCACGGUUUGCCAUGGUUUCAGACCUUAAUUAGGAAAAGACCCUGCGAUAAAAAUCUGGACAUUUAAAAACUGAUGGCCACAAAGCAGGAGAAGAUUCUAAGAAGGUAGAGGUGUAUGUGAGAAAUUGAAGAGAACAGGAACUGGUUAGAUGGUUAGCUGGUUGUUGUUGUGGUACAUUGUUCUACUGGUUUACACUUGCACUUAAAUUGCCUUUAUUGAAGAGUCAUCAGAAUAAUUGCUCUUUAAUGAAGUUUAAAAAAAGUGAAAUACUUCUGUGUCAAAUACUUAAAGUGCCAAAUCAAACCAAAUCAAAACUACUUUUAAGUAUAAAAGUAAAGUAGUGUAAGGGGAAAAAAUAAAGACAUUAAGAAGGCCAUGCCCAUGCCUAUAGUGCACCACCCCCUCUCCUAAACACAUUUUUCUAAAAGCCAUAAUGACUAUAAUGUUAUAUUAUUAAAAUGUUAAUGCUGAUAAAUUUGGGAUGCAAUAGGCUACCUAGUGUUUCAGCUGCAUAUAUGCUGAUUGUUAUUUACAAUUUUUUUUUUUUAUAUUUUGUUUAGUAUUUACAGCUGUACAAUCAAUUAUUUGUUGUAAAG